GGUGCCCGGCGCAGGCUUCGGAGCGCGCCUUGCCGUCUGACCCGCACGUGCUGUGUUCUGCAGGGAGUGCUAUGCAGUCCAAGGGAAGCCCGCUCUCCUCCGUCCAGCCAGGGAACGUCCCAGCAAACCCCUGCGCCCUCCCCCAGCGGGCGCCUUCGCUCUCCUCCCCGAGACACAGCCAGGUUCUCCAGGGCGCAUGAUGCCAGGGGGGACGUCGCCCGCGAGAAAAAGGCCCCGUCGAAGCCUGUCGAGCAGCAGAGCGAAAAAAAAUGCAUCCAAGUCCAUCGUGCUGUGUUUCAACAACGCGCCACCCGCCAAACUUGCCUGCCCGGUGUGUAGUCAGAUGGUGCCCCGCUAUGACCUGAACCGGCACCUCGAUGACAUGUGUGCUAGCCGCGAUGACGUCACUCCGGUGGCCCCGGGGCUGGGCGGCGUCCCGGGUUCAGACGUGGCCCCUGGAGAAGGGGUAACACCGGAGAAGUCGCCACCAUCCAAGACAAACUUAACCCCCGAGCAAAGCCACUCGGCAACAAGGGGCGCACAAAAGCGGACCAGCCCCUACUUUCAAGGUACCGAUGGCGGCGUGUGCCACAGUCAAGACGCCGAGCUGAGAUCUCGCCACGUCCAAGUCGUUCCUUUGGGAAGCCUGUCGUCCAAGUUAUCCAGGAGGUACCUGCAGGCGAGAAGAGCCACGGAGAAGAACGAGGCCUCGGCCGCAGCGGUCAGGGUGGUGGCCAGCUGUGCUGUGGCUGAGGACGAGGAUCGGGGCUUGGAGAGCAGCUCCCAAAAGGAAAACCUGUUUUCCUGUGAUUCUCUUACGGAGCAAGAUCCUGUCGAAGGCCCCUCAUUAAUGGCAGCUGCAAAGCCAGAGCCUCCCCAGGACCGUGGGAGGUCCACCCUCGCUCCUGCCUCCCCAGAUAAUGCUGUGUUAUCGCCCCAACGAACUCCUGGGAAUAAUCCACCGUCCGCUUCCGAGGACAGCCGUGCAGAGCAGGAGAGCGUCGGACAAGCGGAUGGUGAAGGUGUCGGGACACGUGAGGCCGGUGUUGGUGAAGAAACCGAAGUCCCUGAGGCUUCGGAAUCUGAAACACAGCUUUCUGGGGAGGCGUCAUCUCAGAGCUCUACCCAUGACGCUUCCGAGUGGAGGGACUUCCACAAACUCCCUCUGGAAGGUGACAGCGGCUUAAAGGAUGAAACCGCUCACGGGGUUCCUUCGGGGCUGGGGCCGAGCUGCGGUGUUCCUGGUGAAACGGUCCCAGCGCCGCCGCCCGGCCACCCUUACUACCUCCGCAGCUUCCUGGUGGUGCUGGGAGCCGUCUUCGAGAAUGAGGAUGACAGGAUGCUCUUCGACGAGCAAGAGAGGGGA
Molecule: messenger RNA, 1366 nt
Organism: Myotis brandtii (Brandt's bat)
Lineage: Eukaryota; Metazoa; Chordata; Mammalia; Chiroptera; Vespertilionidae
Product: fanconi-associated nuclease 1-like
Exons: 1
Biological process (GO): DNA repair
Molecular function (GO): DNA binding
Source: RefSeq, a predicted model, not a curated record